Molecule: messenger RNA, 1544 nt
Organism: Aphanomyces invadans
Lineage: Eukaryota; Oomycota; Saprolegniomycetes; Saprolegniales; Verrucalvaceae
Exons: 3
Coding region: 131-1486 (451 amino acids)
Source: RefSeq, a predicted model, not a curated record
GUUCCCCGAGAAAAUCCACCACCGCCGGAGCGUCCUCGAUCCAUGCGCACUAAGUUUAGCGUCGCUAACACAUCGGUUUCGACGCUAUUUCGAGUCGCAUGGACAAACCAGUGGCAUCCUUGCUCGUGGCAUGACGGAAGUGUAUGGGGCAGAGCUGCAGCACCCCGUGUUCCAGGCACUGGACAUCACGCACAGCUUCGCCACGAUCGAAAGCUUCGAGUCGAGGAUCCGACACGCCCUAGAAUCCCCCAAGCACUCGUUCCAGACUUUUCAUGACAGUCUACAGGUGAUACCCGUCCAAGCCAUUCCAUUGCAUUUGACGAUGACGUUGCAGGACCUGUUUGCAAGCCUUCAGAAGCUCAAGAUGCAGUUCCGAUCCUUCACGGCGAAUCGAGGUCUGCACAUUGACAAUGCCACGUUUGCACGAUGGCGCGCGAAACUCGAAGACGCGCACACUGUCGAGAAGUCGUACCUUCAAACGAUCACGCAGCUGCAAACCCACGUCAUGGAGCUCCAGCACCAGAAACAAGUUGCGAAUCGAACAUUUGAAGCUGAAUUGAGGUCCAUGGAAGCGAAGAUUUCUACGCGACUGUCCACAACGGAGCUGGCCGAGUGCGAGCUCAUGUGGGAGCACGAACGAGAGAGCCUCUUGAACGCCACCGCGUCGAAGAUCGAGUCACUCGAACAGCAUGUCGAUGACCUUCAAUGUCAACUCCAUCAGACCGGCGACUCGUUAUAUCAGCGUGAACGAAGACUCAAGUAUCUCGAGCAAGUGAUCGACGACAGACCUCCGAUUCCGAUGCGCCCCGCGACACCGUCCGUCGUCGUGACAACAGGGCCGCCAAAGGUGCCCGCACCGCUGCCGAAGCCGGCGGUAGCAUCAGUGGAAGUGCAAGUGGACCUCCGAUCGCCUCCAGUUCGCCCUGCAAAGCCCAAGUCGAAUGCUGAAUUGGAUCAAGAUAUGAUCCUCCAUGAACUGGAUGCGAUUCGCAAGUUGCUGGACCGCGACAUGGUGGAAGAUAUCAGCACAAGCGGGGCAUGGGACCAAGUGCGGUCCUGUGGUGUCCUUGCCUCAGUCGUAUCGAUCAAGCAGCGCCUCGUUUCCAGUCACGCCAGGAUAAAGUUACAGAAGUUCCCGACAACACCUACAGCAGACUGUCCGUCAAACAAUCAAGUCCUUUCUGCACGUCAAAGAUCACAGCAACCAGCUACACCCGAGACGUCAUCACUGCCUCACUCGAUGCACGAUGUCUUGACGACGAAGGCCAACUUGAAGCUGACCCAACGCCCCAAGCAAUCCGUGCUCCCUACAGUCCAGAACCGAUCCAAGAGUGCGAUGAGGAGGCCACCCGUCUUUACAGACGGAUUCCCUGGCAACGGCAAGAGCGGAUCGGGCGAUAGACUCUUCAGCCUUAGCUUGGAUCAUCCAGGCGCACCGUCGCUCGCGAUUCUCAGCAGCCGCGAGCGACACCCCAGCCGCAUGUAAAUAUCGCGUUUGAUUGGCUGGACGUAUUUUAUCCGGUCGCUGCAAUCUGAUAUCCGGG